AAGCCUCCUAUUCUCAACUGCUGCAAGCCGCUUCCUAGCCGCUCCUUGAGCAACAACAGACGCGGCGGGGCACUUAGGAACAAUGAAAAUAAGUGAGCUUUCCCAGUUUGAGGGGCCAUAUGAUGUCCUUUGUGAUGAUGUCAUAAGAACUAAGGGAUCAAAGUGCAGGUUCCGUCACUGUGAAAAAGCCAUUGGCAGUGAUAUUGUGUGCUCAUUAUGGAGAGAGGGAAAAUGUUCCCAUCAACUUUGCAAAUUUAGACAUAUGGAAAUACAGCAAAAAUACAACAGCAUCUCAUGCUUCUGGGAAACACAGCCUUUAGGCUGUGUGAGGAUCAGUUGUGUCUUCCAUCACAGGAAACCUCGUAAUAUCAAUGGACUUUUUUUGCCCCCUAGUAAUGAUUCUACAUUGCAAGGGGAAGUUCAGGAAGGAAUUUUGCAUGCUGCUCAAAAUCAAGAUUCCACAAAAGGUCAGGAGAAUACAUUAAGGCCUAUUCAUCCUCCACUUAUUAUUACUAUCAAUCUUGAGGAGGAAGAAGAGGAAGAACAAGAAGAAAAAUAUGCAUCUUAUUUAUUGUCAAAGACACCAGAAGAUAUAGAAGAAGAAAAGGCAAUAAAGGAAAUGUGCUAUAAAUCUGGUGAUGGUGUUGCAGUUCCAUCAAAGUUUAACAUUAUAGAAAGACAAACAAAAAUAACAGCCUCAGUGGACAGUUGCUCUAAAUCUGAACUUAGUGCCUUUGAAAAUGGAGGAGGUGAUUGUUACUUGUCACAAAGAAAUAUAUUUGUUGAAGGGAUACAAAACAAAAUGUUCAAUGGAGAGAAACAAUUUACCAUGCUAAAGUGCUUAAACGUUAAAGCUACAAGCCAUUCAGAAAGCAUCAAGAAGCAUCAUUUUAAAGGAGUCAAGAAAAAGAAAUGGCUAUCUGAGGAAUCAAAAAAUCUGCCUGCCCCUUUGACAGCAAAAGCAAUGCAUACUUCAAACUCUAAAAGUAAAGGGAAUUGCCAACAAAAUGAUCAAAUCAAGAAUCCUGAGAAUGCCUCUUAUGUUCCUUCUCAGAGAGCCAAUGGGAGAAGUAUUUCCUUGAGUGCGCCAAUGGCUGGAAGGUCACAGAAUCUCACCUAUGCUAAAAUUGGGGUAGCCAAAGAAUCCAAAAUGAAUUUAUCUACAGAGAGGUGUGCUUCAGCAUAUAAUAUACCAGCCUGGAGAAAAAGAAGCCCGCAUUCUAAAAUAUAUACUAAACCUGAAAAAAUGCAUUCAGAGCCUAGAAGAAAUGGAAGUAGAUAAAAUGGAGGUUAAUUUUAAAGAGAGGAAAGAGGGAAUAAAGAAAUGGUAUAUUGUUCUUCUAUGGUUCGCCAUCAAAAGAGGACAAAAUAUUCAAAUUCAAAUGAUUUGGUUAUCAGGAAAUCCAACUCGAGAUCUAAGGUGACAAAAACAUUCUAAAAUUCAGGAAGUAUAUGUGCUAAAACAUUUACAUUAAAAUAUGUAAACAAG
This is a messenger RNA of Pseudonaja textilis, 1489 nucleotides long. RefSeq names its product zinc finger CCCH-type containing 11D (gene ZC3H11D). The record is from RefSeq and is a predicted model, not a curated record. Gene Ontology annotation, biological process: poly(A)+ mRNA export from nucleus. Lineage: Eukaryota; Metazoa; Chordata; Lepidosauria; Squamata; Elapidae.